CGCCCAGUGCUGAGGAUAUCUGGAGUGUACUGAAUAAGGUGACUAUCGUACUCGUACGAAGAGUUAUUGGGUUAAAUUUAUGUGUUUCUGAAACGAUUUAACGAAAUUGUAAACGUUUAUCAUAAAUAUUGUAGAGGUUGAAGAGAUAGGGAAGGAAAGGAAACACUGGUGUACCGAAGUACUGCUCCUUUUGGUGUGACUGUAUCUUUGUAAUUGAAUCAGCGUGGGACUAGAAAGGUCCUGAGCGCAUCAAAUCUAAAAACAUGCAAACCAUCAAGUGUGUAGUUGUUGGUGACGGUGCAGUGGGUAAAACCUGUUUGUUGAUAUCUUACACAACCAACAAGUUUCCAUCAGAAUAUGUACCAACCGUGUUUGAUAACUAUGCAGUAACUGUGAUGAUAGGAGGAGAACCGUACACCCUUGGUUUAUUUGAUACUGCUGGCCAAGAAGAUUAUGAUCGACUGCGUCCUCUCAGCUAUCCACAAACAGAUGUAUUUCUUGUUUGUUUCUCUGUUGUAUCUCCUUCUUCUUUUGAAAAUGUUAAAGAAAAGUGGGUUCCUGAAAUAACACACCACUGUCAGAAGACACCAUUCUUGCUGGUUGGUACACAGAUAGACUUACGUGAUGAUGCUGCAACUAUCGAAAAGCUGGCUAAGAAUAAGCAAAAACCAAUCACAUAUGAACAAGGAGAAAAGCUGGCCAAAGAACUUAAGGCUGUCAAAUAUGUGGAAUGCUCUGCUUUGACACAAAAAGGGCUGAAAAACGUGUUUGAUGAAGCAAUCCUGGCUGCUUUGGAACCUCCAGAGCAGAAGCCAAAACGAAGAUGUAUCUUAUUAUAAGCUCAGUUAUAAACUGAGGUGCUGCAGUGUAACACUCCUCCAGGUAUUGCCUCACCUUUUGGCAGUCAGUGAAGUCUUGUUAAUCAGUACAAUAAAUUGGAAGUUAUUGAAAAACUGUGGUUAGGGACUGGAACUUGUAUGUUCAUUUUCACUGAAUCAAAAACUUACUGUGAAUCACUGUAGCAUGAAUCAGAGUCAGCAGUCUUCUAAAAGUUUGAAUUAAAAUGUGGGUCCAGUAUACCUCCCAAGUGAAGAACUAACAAAGAUUAAUGAAGAUUAAAACGUACGCUUUUUAAAGACCAAUUUUUUUUUUUUUGACAUUAUUACAUGUGUUCUCAAGUAAGCUGUUGUGUUUUUAAAUUUAUUAUAAUUACAGAAUAGGCAAAGUUAUUUGACUCGUAACUGAGGAACUGUUUGCUACAUACAUUUGUUUAUAAGAACCGUAGUAAAAAACUGAUUUAACACUUUGAAAGUAAUGCAAAUACAAUAAAAACUGCUUUUUUUUUCUUUUAUAUAUAUAGAUACAAAUCUGAUUAUGUAAAAGAAAUAUUUAUUCUUAAGUUACAAAAAAAUUACAAGUAACCUUUUUUUAUUCCUCUCAACCAAAUACUGGGAUGUAAUUAUGCAGUACAAAACACAGGUUUGAAGCUUUUAGUACAGUAACAUAAAAAAUUAUACAGUUCAGCUUAGUACAUUUAGUUUUACUGUUGAUCUUACCUUAAACUUUAAAAGUCUUAAUAUCUAAUGUCACUGAAGUUUAUAGUAAAUUUCUCAGUUUUGGUGUAUACUGCACACUUUAAGCAUUCUCAAUACUUGAAUAGAUUUGAAACCAUUAUGGUAUCAAACACAAAAUUACUAGUCUGUGGAAUAAAAAAAUUUCUUCUGGAAUGAAAGUAGAACAGUUUAUAUUCAUGUGAAGUGCUGUUCGCUUUGAAUAAAUUAGUAGACAAACUGUACCGUACUUGGGUUAACAGUUAAAAUUUACUUAGAAAACACGGCCUUUUCACGUUCCACAAUUGUAAUGAUUCCCUUAGCAAGUUGUACCGUCAAGAUCAGAUGAAGUGUGACAGGGUUUUAAAUAGUUACCUGACUUGGAUGCAUGCUACUGUGUUACAUGUCAUAUUAUGUUAAUGUUCUAAAUCUGAUUAAGGGAAGGCAGUAGCUAGUAGUUAGUCUUUUAACUAAGACUUGAAAAAGUACUACAGUACUGCUGAUUUCUUCAGAGUGCAUUCCCUCUAAUUAUUUUUUACAAAUAAAAAAAAAAUUACCAGUGGAUUGUCUUUGGUGGUGAACUAAAUAUUUGCCUUGUAGUAUUGUAGGCCAAGGUAUGCACUCCUGUUAGACAAGUGUCACAUAUUACAUAAUCCUUGAUAAAGUAUGUCACAUCAGUUAGCGUAAGCGCAAAGUAUUUGUAUUUCUGUUGUAUUUCACUCCUCCAACUUCUUUUCUUAUUGAUUAAUGUAUGGUAAUUAAAGUUCUGAUAUUUUGUGUUUUGUACAAAUUUGUUUUGUUAGGAUAUAUGCCUUUUUUUUUUGCUGUUGGAUUAAAAUCUAAAACUACAUUUUAGCAUUGUCAUUUAGUAUUACUAAACCAUUCAGUCAGGAGUAUUUUUUGAAAAAACGUGAAACCUUAGUAUACCUUGUGUACAAAAUAAGGUUUUCUAAUAAAAAAAAAAUAUGGAAGAGAAAUUAAGUGUGUUUCUUACUUAUAUGAAAAAUGUAAUAUGAAGCUCCAUUGAUGAUGUUUGAUACUUAGAAAUUUUUCAAGUGUUGGGAUUUUUGAGUGGCUGACUUUUGCUCGUGAUCUUGAUAUUUUUAAUUAUGUAAAUUAAUAUGGCAUGGAAUUCCCUUCUGAAAUAAUAUUAGAAGAAAAAACAUUUUGUAAUUUUUCUCUUUAAAUCUUUGUUUAUUUCCAUGUGUUCAUUGUAACAUAUGCUUCAAAGCUGAUUCAUAAAGUGUAUUUAACUUUUUUCUUUUAUACAAGUAUUUUUGUUCCAGAAAUCUAGUGUCUGUAUUUCUGCCUGAAAAUUAAAAUGUGUAAACCUCAA
Messenger RNA from Limulus polyphemus (Atlantic horseshoe crab), 2886 nucleotides. RefSeq names its product cdc42 homolog (gene Cdc42). The coding region runs from base 264 to 839 and encodes 191 amino acids. The record is from RefSeq and is a predicted model, not a curated record. Lineage: Eukaryota; Metazoa; Arthropoda; Merostomata; Xiphosura; Limulidae. Gene Ontology annotation, molecular function: GTP binding; GTPase activity. The transcript has 5 exons. Gene Ontology annotation, biological process: small GTPase-mediated signal transduction.